Molecule: messenger RNA, 300 nt
Organism: Toxoplasma gondii ME49
Lineage: Eukaryota; Apicomplexa; Conoidasida; Eucoccidiorida; Sarcocystidae
Exons: 2
Coding region: 1-300 (99 amino acids)
Source: RefSeq, a predicted model, not a curated record
AUGCCUUACAAGCUUGAGGCUGUGGUCCUCGAGUCUGAUAAGGCGGUGCGGGCAGGAAGCACAACAGGGUCAUUCAUGGUGAAUCUCUUACCGGAAAGUCGACGGCUGCAACGAACCCACCCACACAAGAGUAACUCCAGAGCGAAGAGAAGUUUUCUCGAAGCAACUCGGAUUGACACAGUCGGUCAGCGACGCUCAUUCUUCGCAAAUUCUAGCAACACAGAACUGGCAUCUGGGGUUUCUACCAUGGUUAGACAUGCGUUUCUUAUGCCAGAAACUUCCACGUGUAGUAUACAUUAG